AUGAAAGGAUCAGGAAUCGCUGAGCCAGCCCAGAGCGGGUUCGCUCCAGCUGCAGCUUACGAUGCCCACCGACCAUCCUAUCCUGAAGAAGCAGUCCAACGUCUCCUCGAAGCCUGCGAAGUUGCCGGUGUCAAGGGCGCAAAGAUUGCAGAUCUCGCCGCCGGCACGGGGAAAUUCACCGAGAUUCUGGCGAGAAGAACUGAGGAGUAUGAUAUCGUUGCCAUAGAGCCUCAUGAUGGCAUGCGAGCGCAGCUGGAGCAGAAGAACCUUCCCCGGGUUCGGGUCUUGAAAGGCACUGCCGAUAAUAUGCCAGGUGUAGCUGAUGAGUCUCUUGCGUGUCUCAUAGCAUCACAGUCGUUCCAUUGGUUUGCCAACAUAGACGCGUUGAAAGAGAUCGCCCGGACACUGCAGCCAGCAGGCGUGUUUGGAAUGAUCUGGAAUAUUGAUGAUUACAAUUCGCCCAAAUCCUGGAAAAUCCACCCUGGCUGGGAGCAAGCGAUGCGCGACGUGAUUUGGACGUUUGAAGACGGCUCACCACGCUUUCGACACGAGAAGUGGCGACAGGUAUUUGAAGACCAAACUGCGAGUAACCCAUUGAGCGUGAAUUUCACCGAUCCGUUGUUUGGGCUGCCCUUAGGUGAAGGGAGAGUUGGGUUCACCUCGUGGCUGCCGAAGGAAGAUCUCUGGGGCAGACUGAGGACGUUGAGUCAGCUUGCGAUAUUGAAGGGUGAAGAACUGGAGAAAGUGAGGAAUACGUUCGAGGAGAGUCUGAGGUCGGAAGGGACCGAAAUCAAUCAGGACGGCUUGGUGGCCGUCCAUGGCAGAACUGUAUUCUUCUGGACGAGCAAAAUUCCUGCUGAGCCGCUGAAGCGCAGUGGCUAG
Fonsecaea erecta is the source of this 882-nucleotide messenger RNA. RefSeq lists its product as hypothetical. Bases 1 to 882 code for a protein of 293 amino acids. The transcript is spliced from 4 exons. Lineage: Eukaryota; Fungi; Ascomycota; Eurotiomycetes; Chaetothyriales; Herpotrichiellaceae. The record is from RefSeq and is a predicted model, not a curated record.